Cylindrotheca closterium is the source of this 888-nucleotide messenger RNA. NCBI's taxonomy places the organism in Eukaryota, Bacillariophyta, Bacillariophyceae, Bacillariales, Bacillariaceae. The record is from the annotation of a GenBank genome assembly.
AUGAUGCAAUUAGUCAUUCCCGGCCAAGUGAUUGCGUCUUCUUCUAUUGAAGGAGGAGGAGAAAGCAAAGAUGAAAACUCAUUUCUACGAGGGCACGGCACUUACGUGGAACGCGUUGAAAGUGAAGAACGCUUGAUUGCCAGUGUUUGUGGAACUGUGCAACGAAUGAACAAACUCAUUACCGUAAUUCCGUUUUGCGAGUCUAGGUAUGCAGGAAAUGUGGGAGAUUUGGUAGUGGGAAGAGUCACCUCUGUCGCAACUUCUCAAUGGACGAUUUCGUUGGUGAGCCAACAACGAGAUGCCCGAUUGCCUCUCAGUGGAGUUCAUCUUCCGGGUGGCGCCCAGCGUGUCCGAACAGCACAAGAUCAACGGGAUAUGAGGUUGUUUCUACAAGAAGGUGAUUUGAUAUGUGCGGAAGUUCACAAGGUACAGCCCAGUGAUGGAUCUCUCAGUCUGCACACACGAUCCUUUCGGUAUUCCAAAUUGGAAAAUGGAUCCUUGGUACAAGUGCCACCAUCCUUGAUUCCAAGACGAAAGAACCAUUACAUGAGCAUGAUUAAUAAUACUCUGGAUGUUUUGUGGGGUACCAACGGAAAUAUUUGGAUUCAGCGCAAACUCAAAGAGCUCGGCGGUGAAGAGGCCAACAAUCUAGCAGACUUGCAAGAACAAUUGCGUCAAGAACACGCCUCGACGCCCGUAUUACCUGACGAACGUCAAUCGAUUGCUCGGCUACGGAAUGCGAUUGAAUCUUUGCGACUGGUUCAUUCGAUGGUCACUCCAGAAUUUGCCGAAGAGAUCUACAACCGAAGUGUGACCUUUGGACUGUCGCCAUCUCAAAUACUACUACCGCAAAAUGUGGUUUCUCUUACGGAAAUUUGCAGACAAUGA